Betta splendens (Siamese fighting fish) is the source of this 830-nucleotide messenger RNA. RefSeq names its product protamine-like protein. Gene Ontology annotation, molecular function: structural constituent of chromatin; DNA binding. Bases 62 to 610 code for a protein of 182 amino acids. Gene Ontology annotation, cellular component: nucleosome. The record is from RefSeq and is a predicted model, not a curated record. Gene Ontology annotation, biological process: nucleosome assembly. The transcript has a single exon. Lineage: Eukaryota; Metazoa; Chordata; Actinopteri; Anabantiformes; Osphronemidae.
GGCACGCGCAGAUAUCACUCUGUCCCUUUACUCUGUGUCCUGAACGCGCAGACGCAUUACAAUGUCCUCUGCUGUGGCUGCUUUGCCUCCGGCGACUCCCGCAAAAGCCCCCAAGAGGAGAUCCAAGUCUCCGAGGAGGAAGACGGGCCCCACGGUGUCGGACCGGAUCCUGAAGGCCGUGUCCGCGUCCAAGGAGCGCGGCGGCGUCUCCCUGGUCGCCCUGAAGAAAGCGCUGAAGGUGGGAGGAUACGACGUGGUGAAGAACAACGCAAGAAUCCUCGUCGCCGUCAGACGCCUGGUGGCAAACAAGGCACUGGUCCAGGUCAAGGGCACCGGGGCGUCGGGCUCUUUUAAGGUGAACAAGAAGCCCCCCACACCUCGGAAGAAGAGGGUGGUGAAGAAGAAGCCAGGGGCAAAGAAGGCCAAGAAGGCGGCCGUGGGGGCCAGUCCAGCAGCCAAGAAGUCCCCCAAGAAGAAGAGGAGGGCCAAGAGUCCCACGAAAGCCAAGAGGCCGGCUGCGGCCAAGAAGCCCAGGAAGCCGAAGAGCCCCAGAAAGGUCAAACGCAAGGUCACCAAGUCCACCAGGACCCGAGCUGCAGCCAAGAAGUGACCGCUCCUCAGUGAACACUAAAUGAGGCCCACACGCCUGUUCUGGCCGCGUUUAACCCUGUGUGGACUAAAUAUUUGCAUUCAUUUCAAUGAUUCAUUUCAACUUGACUUCGCUAGUGCUAUUUCACUGUUUCUAUAACAGAUAAUAACGAUGUUUUCCCCUAAUUAUCAUAUUCUGCCUGGGUUGUUGGAAAUAAUAAACCUAUUUUUAUUUAAACAGC